AUGUCAUUCGUGGUGUGGAUUCCGAUCCAGCUUCCUGCUGAGGUGAACUGGAUGCAGCGAGUGGUGGCUCACGUGGCUGGGUUCCUGCCAGUCACCUGUCACAACGAAACAGUUAUAAUUGGUGCAAAAUCCAAGCUUGGCCGUCCGGGGCUGCACUCGCAGGCAGGAGCCCCCGGCAGCCCGCAGCCCGCCUUCCCCUCAGGCCCGCGCGCCCCCGGCCGCCCGCCGUCUACCCAGGCCCGCGCGCCCCCGGCCGCCCGCCGUGUACCCAGGCCCGCGCGCCCCCGGCCGCCCGCCGUCUACCCAGGCCCGCGCGCCCCCGGCCGCCCGCCGUCUACCCAGGCCCGCGCGCCCCCGGCCGCCCGCCUUCCCCUCAGGCCCGCGCGCCCCCGGCCGCCCGCCUUCCCCUCAGGCCCGCGCGCCCCCGGCCGCCCGCCGCGCAGAAAGGACCCGGAGCGUCCGUCAGCCCCGCCCCAGCACGGCCGCCCGCCGCGCCUGCUCGCCUGCCCGCCGGGGCUCUCGGCCUUGACUGCCCGGCCCGUGGCCGCCCUCGCCGGGGUCCGGGAGUGGACAGACCCCCGGCUGUUUUCCGAGGAAGGAGCUUGUGGCAGGAUCCGGGCGCCGCGUUCAGUGCGGCACAGCCUGGGACAGCCCGGGCCGGGCGGUGAGGCCCCCGCUGUCACUCGCUGCGGCCGGACCCACAGCUGA
This is a messenger RNA of Ochotona princeps (American pika), 708 nucleotides long. RefSeq names its product actin nucleation-promoting factor WASL-like. The coding region runs from base 1 to 708 and encodes 235 amino acids. NCBI's taxonomy places the organism in Eukaryota, Metazoa, Chordata, Mammalia, Lagomorpha, Ochotonidae. The transcript is spliced from 2 exons. The record is from RefSeq and is a predicted model, not a curated record.